Molecule: messenger RNA, 1053 nt
Organism: Penicillium subrubescens
Lineage: Eukaryota; Fungi; Ascomycota; Eurotiomycetes; Eurotiales; Aspergillaceae
Gene: sidJ
Product: putative siderophore biosynthesis lipase/esterase
Exons: 2
Coding region: 1-1053 (350 amino acids)
Source: RefSeq, a predicted model, not a curated record
AUGUACUCCAGGUUCUGGCCCAAGGGUGGCCUUCCUGGCAUUUUGCAUCAUUACACCGAGACUCUUGUCACUUUUGAAUACACAUCCACUGCCGCUCGUCAACCUCACAGCAUUCUCUUUGUCGGUGGCCUCGGUGAUGGCCUUGCGACUACCUCCUAUAUGGCCGAUCUUGUCCGCGCUCUCCAGCCCACAGAAUGGUCCCUUUUCACUCUCAACCUCACAUCCUCGUAUCAAUCCUGGGGUCUUGGGCACCUCGACCGAGACACGGAUGAGAUUGCGCAAUGUUUGAAUUAUAUCAAAGAAUAUAAGACGUCCAAAUUCGGCAACGGCAAGAUUGUCCUGAUGGGUCAUUCAACCGGCAGUCAGUGUGUGGUGCACUACUUGUCUCGGCCCAACCCUCACACAAGCACCCCAGCCUUCGAUCCAGAUCUCGAGCACAUUCUCCGCAUGCCACUUGACGGCGCAAUCAUGCAAGCACCCGUGUCUGACCGAGAAGCCGUGCAAUGGGUGUUGAGCGAAGGAAUUGGUGGCAAGACGGGCGAUGAAAUCCGGCCAAUCUACGAGAAGAUGGUCGCAAUGGCAAAGGAAUCUGUCGCAAAGGGCGAACCUCAUGAUACAAUGCUCCCCCUGUGGAUGACAUCCCAUAUCUACCCGUCCAAUACCGCAAUCAGCUGUCGCAGACUCUUGAGUCUGAUCAGCCCUGACAGCCCUCAGUCACCGGGCGAGGAUGACCUUUUCAGCUCUGAUCUGAGCGACGAGCAACUAAAGACAACGUUUGGAAUGAUUAAUGAGCGCGGGCUGCUCAAGCACAAAUUGAUGGUCCUGUUUUCGGGCGCGGAUCAAGCUGUUCCGGAAUGGAUUGACAAGGAGAAGUUGUUGGCGAGAUGGAGGGGUAUCACGGAUCACAAUGGCAAAUAUGAGAUUUGGGAUCAGAAGCACAGCGGUAUCAUCCCUGGGGCAUCUCAUGCAUUGAGCAACGAUGACCAAGCUAAGCCUCGGGAGUUCCUCGUGGAGAAGGUCCUUGGGUAUCUGAAGACAGCAGAAACGGUCUGA